Prorocentrum cordatum is the source of this 1274-nucleotide messenger RNA. The record is from the annotation of a GenBank genome assembly. NCBI's taxonomy places the organism in Eukaryota, Dinophyceae, Prorocentrales, Prorocentraceae.
CACUGGCCGAUGCGGUGCGAUCCUCCGACCGUCUCUGCUUUGGCUCCAUCUCGGCGGCCUCCAGCCCAGCCCUACCUGUCGCUUGGGAGGCUCGUGGGCGUGACAGUGCCUCAGCAGCCCUGCUCGCCGCGCCAGCAGGCCGCUCAGCCUGACCCGCGCCACUGUGGCUCAAGCGCAGUUGGCUCAGGCAUUUUUGGCCCAGCUUCCUCAUUGGUCCGAGUGGCGCGGUUCCUUUCUCGUGCAUCUCCCGAUGGCUCGCGGCGCUCCGCUCCUGUCCCUGGCGGUCUUGGCGGCUCUUGCCGUCCUGGCAUGCCAGCUCGUGCUCGGCGCCGUCUUCGUGGGCACUCCCGCCACGCCUGGGCUGCGGGGCCGGGCCGUCACGCGCCGCGUGGGCACGGACUACUUGCUGCGCAAUGGCCCGAAGGACGCUGACGGCCCGCCCGUGGACACGGCCGCGGCCCCGGCCGGCCAGGCGGUGGAGUACAAGAAGCGCCCCUUUGGCAUCGCCCGCUACGCGCCGGGCGUCGGCGGCAACGGCGCGACGGUCAUGGAGGUGACCCAGAAGUCCCGCUACCCGGGCGACCCGCAGGGUCAGGCCUUUGUUGCCGGCGUGCAGCCUGGCUGGUCCCUGAAGACGGUGAACGGUCAGGACGUCACCGGCCUCCCCUUCGGAGCCAUCAUGGAGAUGCUGGACGACGAGGUGCUGGACCCGGUCGCGGCGCUGUCUUUGAACGUGAAGAAGGAUUCUUCUCAGAGUAGCGGGUCGUCCGGCAUGGCUGGCGCUGGCAUGACAGACUUCGGUGUCGAGAAGGCGGAGGUCCCGAUCACGGUGGUGUAUUCGUCUCGUUGAGCACAGCGAGUGGAGCAUUCGUUGCAGCAUCGUGUGAGUGUGGCCUUGUGGUCCUUGGCCCUCCCUAGCCUCGUCCUCCGUCCCCCUCCAUCGUCCUGGCCUGCUCAGGCAUGCUUCAACGUGCUGCACAAGCAUGCAGUGCCUGCUGCAUCCUCGCUGUGCUGCAUGCGUCUGCCCAUACGCUGUGAAGCGCCUGGCUGCCGCAGCAGGCCGCGGCCUACCCUCACGCGGCCGCCCGCCGAAGGAGCCGGGCCGACUCGCGUUUUAGUUUGAGAGGAGCGAAUCAGACAAAAUCCAGGGCCGGGAGCCCAUGCUCUGCAGAACUUCGGGGCUCUAUUGACCUAGGUCAAUCCAGACCCGGGUCAGUCAGGCCUUGCCGGAUCCUGCAAGAUCUUGCAGGAGACUGCAGGAUCCUGCGCCCAAG